UCUGAUCCUGACUUCCUCCAACUGCUGACAAGCCGCUGCCUCUUGACUCUAAAGUUUUCUUGUUUUGAUGAGAAAGAAUCUCCAGAUCCAGUCCCAGACCUGGCCCCCAUGCUGCUAAGGCUCUUGCUGUUGAUCUGUGCUCCACUCUGUGAACCAACUGGUAAGUUGCACUUCCUUUUCUUCUUCAUGGUGUGUGGGUAUCUGAUCAUUUGAGUCAGUGCAGGAGGCCUGGGGAUGGCUGUCUGAUAUCCGGUAUACAGAUGACAGCGGCUCCCUUGGGCCCAGGUUGCUUGUGUUCACAUGACAAGCAUGACAAGUGCCAGCUCAGCUGGUGGAGCAGAUCUUGGUCUGAUCUUCUCAAGACCACAGUCUUGUUUUUCUGGGACAUCCCAGCUUAGGGAUGCACAAAGAAGUCAGGGGAUGCUGAAGAUUGAUGCUAGAAGACUCUCUGCCCUCUGCCAGAAGGGCUCCAAGGUCCCUGUGCAUUCCCCAGCUGCUUGCUCCAUCGGGAAUGUUGAAGAGAAUGCCAAAGUCACAUCUCCACAGAGAACAUCACAGUCACUGCUUGGAGGGACCACAUACAAAAUGAUAUAGACUGCUGCCUAUAGACCUUCCUAUUUUCGGACCUGUUCUGAAGUCACAACUGCUCCCCCAUUUUUUCUCCGGUUUAUGCAAACUUACUUCAUCACUCUGCUCCUGAUUCAGUCUUGCCUUUACCAGAUGAAUAGAAGAGGAAAUUUUCCCCAGAGGAAAUCUUUCACUAAAGUAUGUUUAAUCUAAUAUAUGUGACUCUUGUGCCUAAAAUAAUAAUGAUGGGGAUAAAAGAUGUUAUCCUGCUACUUCAAGAACACAGGCUGUAUGUGCAACUAGGGAAACACAGGGUUAGGAAUUCCUAUAACCAGAGAUACUCAGAACUAGUCAGCCUUCUGGGUUCCUCACCUGAUGUUUGUCCAAGUCUAACUCGUGCCUUGCGUUAAUGCCAUCAUGUCUCAUGCUUGGCUCUGCUUUUACUCCAUAAGUGUACAUGACCAAUUAUAGCCUAAGCAGAUAUCCAGAGCCACAUCUGGGAUGAAGAAACAAAGCUUCUGCCACCAGGAAUUUGCCAGGUAGUCCCUGUGCCUGAGAAUGAGCUGAAACAAGCUCGGAGGUGCAAGACUGUGUCCAGACCUGUGCAAACUGGCCUGUCUAGUGUCCUACUCCAUCCCUACCCCAGAUUCACUCAGAAGGGUGGGUUGCAGGUGCCCAGAUGCCUUUUUGAUUCGAUUCUCUGCUCAGCCCCCAAAGUUAUGCUGCAUCUCAGUCCUCUGAGACUCCAGUUUUCCAAGGAAAGAAAGUGACUAAUGCAUAGGGUAUUCCAUGCCUCAGCACAGAGCAAACAUUCUGGGCCCAUGGUUGAAAUGAUUUUUUUUAAAAGUCUCACUUAAAAAAUUCUCAUAGGAAAGCUCGGAGAUUUUAGAUACUGGACCAGGAAUCACCCCUCAGUGAUCUAGAACACUUACCAUUUUCACCUGAUGUGCAGAGAAAGAGGCUUUUCUAAGGAAUAUUCUUAAAAAUUCCCAUAGAGCAGAGGCUCUGAGGGAUAAAUAAAUGCCCCAAGAGCCAGUGCUAUCAGGGCUUUUGGUGUUUCAUGGGCUGCUGCCACUGUGAUUGAUAGGGGAUGAGAUGAAAGCAGAACAUAACUCUACCCAUCUUUAAUUCAUCCAGGAAAGGACUUCUAUGGCCAAAAAAGUGAACAUCCAUGAGGGUCUGAACCUCAUGGAUGUGUGGAUGCAAGCUAUUUCUAGGCAGGUGCAUGCCUGUUCCUUCCAUAAGGACUAUCCAUAAAAGGGGAAGGAGAAAAACAGUAGAGAAGAAAUCGAGUUCCUCCCAGUAUUUAUCAGACUGACUGAUCCUCCAUGUCUCAUAUUCUGGCUCUGAAAGAGAUAGUAUGGGUCUGAGACAUCAGGGGAAAAGGGAACAGAUAAAAAUGACCUCUAUGGCUUAUAACAAGGAUGAAUGAAAUAUAUUUUCCUAAAACUUCAAGCUUCACCUUCCCCAAUGCCAACCCCAGCGACAGUCAUCAAUAUCCCUGCACUGUCUCCCAAAGUGUUUUCAGUUCAUGGAUAGAAACUUCAAAGAGUAAGAACCAGAUCAAAGUGCUGUUUGUGACAGUCAGCCCCUCUCCACCUAUAGAGGGGAACUCAAUGACUCUGGCCUGUAAUACCCGGACCCCUCCACAAACGUUAGAUACCCCUCCACAGAAGUUAGAGGUUCAGCGCCAGUUCUGUUUCUACAAAGAUGGCCUGGCCCUAGGGCUGGGCUGGGACAGCCUCCCUGAGCUCCGGAUUCCCACUGUGUGGAGGGAGGACUCAGGAUCUUACUGGUGUGAAGCCAAGAUGACAUCACUCAAGGUCAUACGGAGCCCGAGAGUCCAGAUAAAUGUGCACAGUAUCCCCAUCAGUAAGGUGAGCUUGGAGAUCCAACCUCCAGAUGGACACCUGAUGGUGGGAGAGAAGCUGGUUCUUGCCUGCUCAGUCACUGGGGGCACAGGAGAGAUCACCUUCUUCUGGUACAAAGGGUCCCUGGGUUUAAAGCUGGACAUGAAGACCCAGCUUUCACCAAAGGCCAAGUUUGAGAUCCCUGCAGUGAGGGAGAGUGACUCUGAGCAGUAUUACUGUGCAGCUGAGAAUGGCUAUGGCCCCAGGCUCAGUGAGCUGGUGAACAUCACCGUCAGAAUUCCAGUGUCUCGUCCUGUCCUCAUCCUCAGGGCUCCCAAGCCAGACGCUCUGGUGGGGGAUGUGGUGGAGCUUUUCUGUGAGUCCCACAGAGGCUCUCCCCCAAUCCUGUACCAUUUUUAUCAUGAGAAUGUCUCCCUGGGGAGCAGCUCAGCACCCUUUGGAGGAGGAGUGUCCUUCAACCACUCUUUGAUGGCAGAACAUUCUGGAAACUACUCCUGUGAGGCCAACAAUGGCCAGGGGGCCCAGCGCAGUGCAGUGGUGACACUCAACAUCACAGUGCCUACGGAGGAUAGAAAAGAACCUCUUACUUCUGGAGUCAUUGGGGUGCUGCUUGGCAUCCUCAGUCCCACCGCUAUCGCCCCGUUAUUUUGCUGUUGGCUCAAGAGAAAAAGAGGGAGACUUUCAGCCAGGGAUCCACCCAGGAGCCCUCCCAGACCUGCACCCCAACAAACCACCUAUAUCAACUCCCAAGCCCUGAAGCAACUACAGCCUGUAUAUGAAAACGUGAAUGUUGUAAGUGGGGAUGAGGUUUAUUCUUUGGUGUACUGCACGCAGCAGGAACGGCCAGCAACAGCAGAAGAACCCUCAGAGACAAAUAUUGAGGAUAAGGACUCCUCAGCCAUCUACUAUAGGCUAAUGGCAGAUCUUACAGAUGUGGACUAUGAAGAUGCUAUGUAAAGUUAUGGAAGAUUGUGCUCUUGGGAAACCAGCCAUGACCCCAUAUAUCAAACUAAGACAUACCUCAGGAAUCCUGGGGAGUCGGCUUUCCAGUACACCUCAUACAGGAGCUUUCCUCCAACAGACUAUUCCUGCUUUCACUGUGAAGUGAAGUUGGCUCAAGUUUUGAAGAGAUCCCCCAGGAGAACCAACCUGAACUCAGGAAUGGGAAGAAAUUUGUGGCCAGAGCACAAUUCCUAUUGGUUCUUUUAGGUGCAGGUCAAACUGUGCUCUAACUUCUCUUUAAUAAAGAAAAUAGGAUGGGAAUAAAAGAACUUGAGCCCUUGGAGUAAAAAGACAGUGAAGCUUAGUGUGUACAAACCCAAGGUUAGCAAUUUUGUGGGACUGCUCCAUGCAGAGAGGUAUGUCCACCAUUUUUGGUCCAACUGCUUUCUCUGCACAGACAGUACAGAGCUCCAGCCCUGCCACUGAUAUUAGUCAUCCUGUUUCCACUUAAAAUAUGUGACUCAGUGCAUUUGGGGUCACUGUUACCAAAUUAGAAUGAAAGCAAAGUUAUAUAAAAAGUUAUUGUGGGUACACUCAAUUUUAAAGACAUAUUUUGCAUGCACAGGCCAAUCUAGAGGCACCAUAUUUAUAAUGAGGUAUAUACUCUAGUAAGUUUCACUACAUCCAAAGUUUUGUAUUUGUUGCAGCCUCUAGAAGCUUUAUGAACAUGUUUUCUUCUUUAAUUCACAAACUUUUUGAAAAUGUGAUAAUAUGGUUUGAAGUCUGUAUUUUAAUUUUAAAACAAGCAUAAGCUAACACUUAAAAGUUAGAGCAUUUUAAAUGUAUAUGAUGUAAAAAUUAAAGUCUUCCUUAUAAACUAACACUGAAAAUGGUAUCCACUAUUAAAAGCUUAGCAUUGUUGAAAUCUUACCUUCUCAGAUAUUUUCCAUUUUUUAUAGAAAUAGUUCUACAUACAUGUGAAUAUAUAAAUAUUUAGAAGUAAACCUAUUUAAUAAAAUAUCAGGAAAUGUUUUCAAGUCUGUAUGUAGAUUAUUGUACUAUUUUAAAAGGCUAUAUGGUAA
Molecule: messenger RNA, 4462 nt
Organism: Phacochoerus africanus (Common warthog)
Lineage: Eukaryota; Metazoa; Chordata; Mammalia; Artiodactyla; Suidae
Gene: FCRL1
Product: Fc receptor like 1
Exons: 11
Coding region: 1992-3395 (467 amino acids)
Biological process (GO): cell surface receptor signaling pathway
Molecular function (GO): transmembrane signaling receptor activity
Source: RefSeq, a predicted model, not a curated record